AUGGGUAUCCCAUAUAGUAAACAGAUCCAUUCCGCUUUCGACCAGUCGCAAAUAAUGAUGCGACGACUCCAAACUGAAGUCACACCUCUUGUGGCAGCCGGAUAUCCACUAGUAGCAUCCGGCUUCGAGGUCCUCAAGACGACAAAAAAUAUUGCCAUGCUAUUAGCAGUAGUACAGGUUUAUACGGCUCUAAUGCUGACGGUUAUUUUGGGGGUGGGCUGUAUGUUGUUGGUAACGAUGAAUCCAGAUUUAGAAGAUGAGAGAAGUAGGAUGAUUAGUCCGUUUGUGAGAGGAGGAGUGGAAUGGAUUGAGAGGUGGGGAGGGUGGAUGAAUUGGGGUAUUAGGUUUGGGAUCGUAUGCGGAAUGGCGGGGAUGGGAGUAGGAAUUUGGAGGGGGGAGAGAGCGGGGGAAAUGGAAAGGGAGAUGGUUGUCGAGGGUUAA
Molecule: messenger RNA, 441 nt
Organism: Botrytis porri
Lineage: Eukaryota; Fungi; Ascomycota; Leotiomycetes; Helotiales; Sclerotiniaceae
Exons: 1
Coding region: 1-441 (146 amino acids)
Source: RefSeq, a predicted model, not a curated record